Molecule: messenger RNA, 1855 nt
Organism: Salpingoeca rosetta
Lineage: Eukaryota; Choanoflagellata; Craspedida; Salpingoecidae
Exons: 7
Coding region: 110-1855 (581 amino acids)
Molecular function (GO): protein binding
Source: RefSeq, a predicted model, not a curated record
CUUUUUUUUUUUUCCUUCUUCUUUCACUUGUUGGAAGGACAACAACGCGCACACACGCAAGAUACGGCCACCUCAGCCAGCCAACAGACGCCAGAGCAGAUCAGCGAGGAUGGACGCAUGGAACGAGGAGCAUGUUGUGCAGUGGCUCAACAGGCACGGCUUUGCUGAGCUCAGCACGCAGUUUCGGGAAAACGACAUCAACGGCAUUGUCCUCAAGGACAUGGCAGAGGACACGCUGACGGAGCUUGAUGUCCCCGAUCACAUGCACGCCGACUUCCUCCUCAAGAGGGACACGGACCUGCACUUGGCGUCUGACCAGAUUGUGAUGGGCGCACCGCGUCGACGCAAGAAGCGCCGCCAGUUCAAGACGCCCGAGCCCGCAGCUGCGGAUGAUGCUGCAGACACUGCUGGCACGGCCGGCAUUGAUGAAGCCAACCCAACAGAACAACAAGACGAACAAGAUCAGCAGCAGCAAGACAAGGAGGGGCACGAGCAAGGGCGGGCGGAAGAGGAGUCAGCAGCACAAGACUCCCGUGAAGCACACCACGAUCAAGGUACAGGUCCAGAAGAAGCAACAGCAACAGCAGCGCAGCAGCAGCAGGGUGCCGGGGGCAAGGAGGAAGACCAAGAGGGCAAUGGGGAAGAGAGCAGUGGUACUGUCACGAACAGCGGCGUGAAUCCGAUCAGCAAACCAACACGGCGGCGACAACGCUUCAAGCCAGCAGCGAUCUCCAAGGACGCCAGCAGCGGCAAUGACAUCAACGGUGGUGAUGGUGGUGCCGUUGGUGAGGGUGACGAUGGCAGCAGCAGCAAGGGCAAGGGAACGGGUAAGGGCACCGACAAAUGCGACGAUGCUGGUGCCACUGGCGAAGAGGGGGAGAAGGCAGCGCCACAAGAAACAGCGGACGCAACGGCUGCCACCGCCCUCGAAGGGAGGGCCGGCAGCACGAAGGCACCGCAGGAAACAAAGAAGAAGGAGGACGCAGGUGAUGUGGGCGACAGCAGCACAGCAGCCGGCACGACAAGCAAGAAGACUGCCACCGAGGGCGCAGCUCACAAGACAUCAAGCGGCGACAAGGCAGCAAAGCCGCGCGCUGCACCUGCCCGCCCUGCGCCACCGGCAAAUCUCCCGACACGGCCGCCGCCACCACCAGCGGGGGCGCGUGCACGUGCAGCCACGUCGGCGCUGGCGUCGUCGAAAGGAAAAGGCAAACAGACCACCACCACCAAGUCGCCACCAGCACCAGCAUCGUCAUCAUCAUCAUCAUCAUCAUCAUUAUCAGCAGCAGCACCAGCAGCAGCAGCAGCCGGGACAGGGAAGACUGUUCGCAGCGGCACCACCGCUGCCUCUCUGCGUUCGAUGUCACACAAGACAGCGCCGCCCAAGCCAUCAUCAUCAUCAUCAUCACCACCAACACCAGCACCAGCACCAGCACCAGCAUCCUCGUCAUCAUCAUCAUCAAUGCGACGUGGCAAGGGCGGUGGCACCCGACCUGAGAUCACCAUUGUGGGCGCAAAGCCAAUUUCGGGCGACUUUAAGAAGAUGGGGGCUGGCCCUUCGUCUGCCAAGUCCCCUGGCGGCUCGCGUCCUGAGAUCACAAUCAUGUCUGCCCGCCCGCUCGAUGCAGCCACCUUCAAAUCGGGUGCAGCAAAAGCCAAACCGCCCGUGCCGCGCGGGCGAAGCAAAGAGGACACACGCAACAACAGCGACAGCAGCGACAACUACUCUGACGACGAUGAAGCCGAUGAUGGAAAUGGUGGCAACGGUGGCGCGAGUGUCGACGUGCAGCCCACGCCCCCGAAACGCAUUCAUCUCUCGAACGAACAGCGCCUGCUCAUCCUUCAGGUACAGUGA